CUUAUCUACGACUGCUACUUUAAGGAGCAGAAAUGCCUCCACCAGUAGCAGCAGCAGGAAUAGCAUGUCUUCCUCUCUAUGUUCCCACCCCCGCUUGUUCUGCCUCAACCCCAAGAACCUCCUCCUGGGGUAAGAUUACAAGAUGGAGAUGCAGGGCAAGAGCUUCUUCUAGUGGAUCUGACAUCACAGACUUUGAUCUCUACGAUCUUAUGGGCAUCGAUAGCUCUUCAGAUCAUUCUGAAAUAAGAAGAGCAUAUCGGACACUCCAGAAGAAAUGUCACCCGGACAUCGCUGGCGCGGCAGGCCAUGACAUGGCCAUCAUUCUCAAUGAAGCAUACGCUCUUCUCUCUGAUCCCAAUCAACGCAUGGCUUAUGACAAGGAGCAGUCAAAGAUCGCAGAGCUCCGAGGUUACUCAGGGAAGCCUCUUUACUCGUCAUGGUAUGGUUCAGAAACUGAAGAACGAGCAGUUUUCGUGGAUGAAGUCAAUUGUAUCGGCUGCUUGAAAUGUGCGUUAUGUGCUGAAAAGACUUUUGCAAUUGAAUCCGUGUAUGGAAGAGCCAGAGUUGUCGGACAGUGGGCUGACCCUGAACACAAAAUACAACAGGCUAUACAGGCUUGUCCUGUUGAUUGCAUCUCGGUUGUGGAGAGGUCGAACCUAGCAGCUCUGGAAUUUCUAAUGUCGAAGCAGCCGCGUGGCAAUGUAAGAAUAGGAAUGGGGAAUACAGCAGGUAUACGCGUCUCCAACAUCUUUGUUGAGGUGAAAAAAUUCCAGACAAGAUUCCAAGAAGCAAAAGAGAAAGCCUCUGCACAGAGUUCUAAUGAGACAGAUUUACAACGAGAAGCAAGAGUGUCGGCAAUGCAAGCCAUCAGAUCCAUCUCCAACUGGUUGUAUUGGACACCCUUUGCAAGUGCAGGUAAAACCAGUUCCAGAAGUACAACAAAGCCUCCACAACAUUUGAGACUACUUACCGCCCAUAAAGAAUCCUGCACAGAUUCUGAACCGAACAUCGGCAAGAUCAGAGAUGCAGCUGCUGCCAGGAAGCAACCAAAAAUAAACAGCAACCGCCGGACCUCUGCAUUGAAUGGUCACACAAGUAACCCAGGUGAUGAUGACUAUUGGAUUCCAUCCACCAAUAUUCUUCCAGCUGCUACCUCAUCCUCCCAAAGUAACUCCAACGUCUCAAAAUCAUCAGAACCUAAUUCACCUGCAGCAGGUAUUAGUAACAAACGAUGGAAGCAAACAACACCUGUAGGUGUUAACAUUCGAAGAAAGAGCAACCCAGUUAGAUGGGUGGCUCCAAUGGGACCGGCAAUGGUUGCUUCAUUUCUUAUAGCUAGAUUACAAGGGGACGAAAUUGCAACAGUUAACAGUAGUACUGCUACAGGUAGUGGUGGUUUGACAGAACAUAUUUAUGGCUCUGUAGCACUGGACAUAGUCAACAGCUCUUGGUUACAGAUCGUGUUGGCGGGGAUUACCUGGUAUAUCAUUGGAACAAUAAUCAUAGGACUUGCAGAUGCCAUUCAAAAUUUUAAAGUAGGGAAUGUUAGGAGAGAUUGAUCUAUACUUCAAUAUACUGUGAUUCUGAAGGUCCACUACAGUUAGGGGUACGCAUAUAGAAGAUUAAUGACAACUUGUUAUGUAUAUAUAGUUCACACAGUAAUUUUUCAUGUUUUUCAGUAG
Molecule: messenger RNA, 1682 nt
Organism: Fragaria vesca subsp. vesca
Lineage: Eukaryota; Viridiplantae; Streptophyta; Magnoliopsida; Rosales; Rosaceae
Exons: 4
Coding region: 33-1559 (508 amino acids)
Source: RefSeq, a predicted model, not a curated record